CCCCGCCGGCGGCCCCGGGGUGGAGCCGAGGCACUGCCGCUGCCACCGCCCCGGCCCGGCCAUGCUGGACUUCGCCAUCUUCGCCGUCACUUUCCUGCUCAUCCUGGUGGGCGCCGUGCUCUACCUGUACCCGGCAUCUAGGCAAGCAUCAGGUAUCCCUGGGCUGGCUCCAACUGAUGAAAAGGAUGGCAAUCUGCCAGAUAUCAUUGCCAGCAGCAGUUUACAUGAGUUUCUGGUGAACCUUCAUGAGAAAUAUGGCCCACUGGUCUCUUUCUGGUUUGGAAGGCGUCUUGUCGUCAGCCUCGGCUCCAUUGAUCUCCUGAAACAACAUAUUAACCCCAACCGGUUGUUGGAUCCCUUUGAGACAAUGCUGAAAUCCCUCUUGAGGUACCAGUCCAGCCUGAAUGGGGAUACAGGAGAGAGCCACAUGAGGAGAAAGCUGUAUGAAAAUGGUGUGACCAAGUCCUUGCAAAGUAACAUUGCUCUCAUCCAGAAGCUGUCAGAAGAGCUGCUAGCCAAAUGGCUCUCCCUGCCCGAGGCACAACAUGUGCCACUCUGCCAGCACAUGCUGGGCUUUGCCAUGAAGUCUGUCACGCAGACAGUUAUGGGCAGCAGCUUUGAAGAUGACCGGGAAGUCAUCCGAUUCCGCAGGCACCAUGAUGCAAUCUGGUCAGAGAUUGGGAAAGGUUUCUUGGAUGGGUCUCUUGACAAAAACAUGACUAGGAAGAAGCACUACGAAGAUGCUCUGGUGGAGAUGGAAUCCGUCUUAAGGAAAGUUACAAAAGAGCGCCGAGGCAGAUCAUUCAACAGGCAUGUCUUUGUAGACACCUUGCUGCAAGGGAGCCUGAGUGACCAGCAGAUUCUGGAAGAUACAAUGAUUUUCACCCUGGCAGGAUGCAUAAUCACUGCUAACUUGUGUACCUGGGCAGUCUAUUUCCUGACAACCUCAGAAGAUGUCCAGCAGAAUCUCUACAAGGAGGUGGACCGCAUUCUGGGGAAGGGACCAAUUACACUUGAGAAAAUUGAGCAGCUCAGAUACUGUCGGCAAGUCCUGUGUGAGACAGUGCGAACAGCAAAGCUGACUCCCAUUGCUGCACAGCUGCAGGAGCUGGAGGGCAGAGUCGACCAACACACUAUCCCCAAAGAGACACUUGUGCUUUAUGCUCUUGGUGUGAUGCUGCAGGAUAGUUCAUCUUGGCCAUCACCAUACAAGUUUGACCCAGAGAGAUUCAAUGAAGAAUCAGCCAUGAAAAACCUGUCCUUGUUGGGUUUUUCAGGAAGCCAGGAGUGCCCGGAGCUGAGGUUUGCCUAUAUGGUGACUACAGUCCUGCUGAGUGUCCUGGUAAGGAAACUGUAUCUCCACCCAGUGAAAGGACAAGUCAUGGAGACAAAAUAUGAACUGGUAACCUCACCAAAGGAGGAAGCCUGGAUAACGGUGUCUAAGAGAAGCUAAGAGGAAGAAAAAAAAGGGUUUGAAAGUGCCAGUAGUGAAGUUCUGAACAAGGGUCUUAAAGGAGAAUCGUGCUGGCACCACGUUGACUCAGCCAAGGAAUUUUACAUCCAUUUUUUUUUACCUUCCACGUUCUUAAGCACAUGCCUAUCUUGGGUACUUUUUCUAACUCAACCAGUAGUCAUAUUAAAGUAGAUUUAAUCUGUAUGCCUUUUUUACAUUUGCUUUUGGAUUUCUAGCCAAAUCAUUGCAGAGGAAGCAACAAAACCUUUCAGUGAUAUAUGUAUGAACUAUUGGGUAUCAGCUAGUCAAAGACCAGACCUCUGGUUAAUCCAGCCCCUUUCCAAUAGCAGCCAGAGCUGGAUAAGAGUGCCUCUGUUAUCCAGUGGAAUGCUUCUUCAUGGAUCCUAACUAGAUAAGAUCUUGGAGACACAAGGACAAAGUCUCUCUCUAUGUAUAGGUAUUUUUAUUCAAAGUGUCUUUUCUUCCCUUGAGCUAUAUCUAUAACUGUCAAGAAGAGCAGAUAUAUCUUGUGAGAAGUAUGUGUGAGUGUGAGAGAGAAAGAGAGAAAUAAAGUGGGGUGGGAAUUGCA
Neopelma chrysocephalum (saffron-crested tyrant-manakin) is the source of this 2042-nucleotide messenger RNA. RefSeq names its product cytochrome P450 20A1. The record is from RefSeq and is a predicted model, not a curated record. The transcript is spliced from 13 exons. NCBI's taxonomy places the organism in Eukaryota, Metazoa, Chordata, Aves, Passeriformes, Pipridae. Gene Ontology annotation, molecular function: monooxygenase activity; oxidoreductase activity, acting on paired donors, with incorporation or reduction of molecular oxygen; heme binding. Gene Ontology annotation, cellular component: membrane. The coding region runs from base 62 to 1453 and encodes 463 amino acids.